Messenger RNA from Pocillopora verrucosa, 891 nucleotides. NCBI's taxonomy places the organism in Eukaryota, Metazoa, Cnidaria, Anthozoa, Scleractinia, Pocilloporidae. The record is from RefSeq and is a predicted model, not a curated record.
AUGGCGAGAACUUUUGUUCUCUUUCUGAUGGUAACGCUCUUAAUUUGGUGUGAAGUUGAAGCAUCAGGCCAAGUUCACGUGUCCUACCUGGGAUGUUAUCAAGAACCCCCCUACGACUCGUUAUUCUAUAAAGCGUAUCUAGAUUAUAGGCACCGUAUCGAUUGGACAAAGCUACCUGACUUGAGUCACGUGACUCAGGCCUGUGCUCAAGAGGCCAUCAAGAGAAAUUAUUUGUACUUUGGCAUCAAGAACUAUGGAGUAUGUUCCUGGGGCCCAGAUGGUCUCACAAUUACGACCAAAGGGACAAAAGGGUCUGGAUGCUUCCUGACUAUCGGAGUUGAUGGUGGGUGGUCGAACUGGGGAGCCUGGAGCGCCUGCAGCCUAACAUGUGGUAACGGCAGGCAAACACGCAUACGGACCUGUACUAAUCCCUCACCGGCUGCUGGCGGUGCCGACUGCGUUGGAGAUAACUCUCUUGAGGUUCAUUCAUGCAAUACCAACAGUUGCCCAGUAAACGGCGGAUGGUCAACUUGGGGAGUUUGGAGCACUUGUACUCGAACGUGUGAUGGUGGAGUUCGAUCACGCAUGCGCACAUGCAGCAAUCCUCUACCACAAAGCGGCGGAGCUGCUUGUCAAGGACCUGGAUCUCAAUCUCAGCUCUGCUAUAAAAAUGGUUGUCCAGUCAAUGGUGGUUGGUCAAACUGGGGAGCUUGGGGCAGCUGUACACAAACAUGCGGUGGUGGAACACAAACACGCAGUCGCACUUGUACCAGUCCUACUCCAACCAAUGGUGGUCUCAACUGUUCAGGAAGUAGCUCGGAGUCCCAAGCAUGCAACAACAACACGUGUCCAUGUAUGUCUAACAAUUCGUUAGUGUCAGUCGCAGUAUGA